This is a messenger RNA of Kluyveromyces marxianus DMKU3-1042, 1071 nucleotides long. RefSeq names its product translation initiation factor eIF-2B subunit (gene GCD7). Gene Ontology annotation, biological process: translational initiation. Gene Ontology annotation, molecular function: guanyl-nucleotide exchange factor activity; translation initiation factor activity. Bases 1 to 1071 code for a protein of 356 amino acids. The transcript has a single exon. NCBI's taxonomy places the organism in Eukaryota, Fungi, Ascomycota, Saccharomycetes, Saccharomycetales, Saccharomycetaceae. Gene Ontology annotation, cellular component: eukaryotic translation initiation factor 2B complex. The record is from RefSeq and is a predicted model, not a curated record.
AUGUCUGAUAUCAAUGUUGUUAUCGACUCGUUUAUCGACAGACUAAAGAGAAAGCAGGUUGUUGGUUCAUACCAGGCCGCUUUGGAAACAUUGCAGAUACUUAUGAGAUAUGUUUCAGCUAUUAGAUGGACCUCAACAGAUGAUCUAAUAACGCAGAUCAAGAAGUUCGGAAACAGUUUAGAAAAAGCACACCCAUAUGAAUAUACUUGUGGUAAUGUCGUGAGGCGUGUGCUGUCGAUGAUUAGAGAUGAAAUCGACGAGGAGCAGAAUACAGCGGAGCCAAUGAUAUCCUCGAUGUUUAACCUCCUACAGAAGCCAAUGACAGAUGCCAAGGUAAAAAAAACACAGGAUACCCGUGUUGAUGUUCGACAAACAAUUGUCCAAUCCAUACGUGAUCUUAUAGAUGAGAUCAAGAACAUAGAUGACGGUAUUCAGCAAAUCGCAAUUGAGUUGAUUCACGAUAAAGAGAUUCUACUUACACCAACUCCAGAUUCUAAAACCGUGCUACGUUUUCUAUUGAAGGCUAGGGACCGUCACAGCAGAAAUUUUACUGUUUUAGUGACCGAGGGUUUCCCAAAUAACACCGCUGUAGCCCAUGAAUUCGCUAAAAAGCUAAGCGAGCACGAUAUAGAGACUAUCAUCAUUCCAGACUCAGCGGUAUUUGCACUAAUGCCUCGGGUGGGUAAAGUUAUUUUAGGUGCUAAGACUGUGUUCACUAACGGUGGUACCAUAUCUUCAACUGCCGGUGUGUCAUCUGUGUGCGAAUGUGCUAGAGAGUUUAAGACUCCAGUCUUUGCGGUAGCCGGUCUCUAUAAACUAUCUCCAUUAUAUCCAUUCGAUGUUGAAAAGAUGGUGGAGAUUGGAGGAUCGCAGCACGUGCUUCCCACAACCGAAAAUGAUAGAGUGGGGACUGUUGCGUUGGAAACUAUCAAUCCCAUAGCAGACUAUAUCCCUCCAGAGAAUAUUGAUAUAUUCAUUACUAAUAUCGGUGGGUUCGCACCAAGUUUCAUCUACCGUGUGGUAUGGGAUAACUACAAACAGGAAGAUGUUAACCUUGAAGAGAAAAUAUAA